This is a messenger RNA of Brassica napus (rape), 679 nucleotides long. Its product is annotated as S-protein homolog 13-like. The transcript has a single exon. Lineage: Eukaryota; Viridiplantae; Streptophyta; Magnoliopsida; Brassicales; Brassicaceae. The record is from RefSeq and is a predicted model, not a curated record. The coding region runs from base 144 to 617 and encodes 157 amino acids.
CUAGUACUUCUAACUAUGGAAGCGGCAACAGUAACACGGUCUAGUUGCCAUAUAAUGGACAUUCACCUGACCCUAUUUGUUACGUGAGCCCCAAGACUCAACGAAACACACAUUCAAGAAAACAUAACGAUCGUUUAGUACAAAUGGGGAGAAACCAAACCUGGUGGUUCUUCAUGGCGGCUAUUGUGGUCGCAACAUUGUUACCAUCACCAACCAAGGCUGGUCGUCUAGAGCUAAAGAACGAAAUCUCAGGGGUGUCUGGUGUCAGGAAAUCGAGGCUGUCCGUGCGGUGCUGGUCGAACGAGAACGACCUCGGGUGGGACGUGAUAAAGCCAAUGAAGUCACGGGUGUGGAAGUUCACGACAAUGAACAUGUGGCCGUUCCAGAAAACUGAGUUCAGGUGCCAGUUUCGUAGCGGGUUUGGAACUACGAGCCAAGACGUUGUGACAGUGUUCUCUGUCCAGAGCGGGUUUCGGAGAGAGUGUGGAGAUGGACGCGAUGAGUGCAUUUGGGUAUCGAAGAGAGAUGGGUUCUAUCAAAGAAGGGUCGUAAGGGACGAGGGUAGCCGUAAGGAAUUCGUAGAUGUCCUCAAAAGCAAAUGGGUUUGGAAAUGGUGAUAACUUCAAUUUUUUAUCAGUAACAUUCAUUAUAGGGGUUAAUCUACGUGAUAACGUAGCCA